This is a messenger RNA of Blastomyces dermatitidis ER-3, 252 nucleotides long. RefSeq lists its product as uncharacterized. The record is from RefSeq and is a predicted model, not a curated record. The transcript has a single exon. NCBI's taxonomy places the organism in Eukaryota, Fungi, Ascomycota, Eurotiomycetes, Onygenales, Ajellomycetaceae. The coding region runs from base 1 to 252 and encodes 83 amino acids.
AUGAAGAGCUUUGUCAACAUAAUCAUCAUCAUUAAUAAGAAUAGAGAAAACCAGAUCUUAGAUCUGCAGCAGAAGAUUGAAUAUUUACACAGACAGAUGACUACACUGAACCUGAAGAUCUCAUUACAAUUGUUCACAACCUCUUCAGAAGUGUACACAUCAUCAGAGAUCACUACACAGAAUGAGAAUCUGAGCAUGAAAUAUAUCAAGUCAGAAGAUCUGCUGAAGUCACUAAGCUUCAAUGAUAACUGA